CAGGACAGCAUUAUAAUCUGCCUAUGACAGAUUCUUGGGAGCUCAUCCGGAAUCGGAUAGUGAUGCUGUCCAGGGGUUGAUCCUAAAAUCUACUUGCCCACAACUAAUAGACCGAACUAGUGGUUGCAUGCCUGGUGCUGGUACCUGGAUGUGAGCCGUUGCUGUGUUCCUGGGAGCUGCUGGCUGCAGAGAGUAGAUGUGUAGCUGAGACCGGCGCCGUGUGACCUGGUCAAAUAGGGAUGUCACUGUUGUCCCUAUUCUGUUUAAAAACGAUGCAAAAGAGGAGCCAACCCAGUGUAAAGAGCCAAAGUUCCUGGCUAAGGCUGGCUGGGUAAAGAAGGCCCCCGGCAGACUUUUGGCAAGCUACAAGGACCGCUACAUCCAUGUGGAGAAGACAGAGGCUGUAGUGUAUGAAAAUGAGGACCUGCAGAAGUGCUUGGAGAGGCUUGACUUGGAAAACUAUGAUAAAUGUCAUGAACUGAAGAGCCCCUUCAAGAAGAAGCACAGACUGAUAAUGAUCCGAUCAGCCAAGUCUGGAAAUAAGGUCCAUGAUGUGAAGUUCCAGACUCAGACUGCAGAGGAAAAGGAGGCUUGGAUCAAAGCUCUGAGGGAUGGCAUCAAUCGAGCAAAAAACAAAGUCUUUGAUGAGGUGAAGAUUGAUGAAACCAGCAAUUUAGAGCAUGUCACUCGUACAAGGCCCAAAGGGAACCGUAACCGGCGGCCUCCGACCAGGAUACACAUGAAAGAGGUUGCUGAUAUUUCGUCUGAUGGUAUCCUGCGUUUGGAUCUUGAUCUUGAGGAUGCAUUGAUGCCUAAUGGGACCCAUCACACCAGUGUUGAUGGUGCUGAGACCACCAAGGAGGCCAGAGUCCCAACACCUCUGUCCAGUGCCAGUGAAGCUACAGAGAAACAGUCAGAGCCAAGCGCUGAGGAAGAGUCUCAGACUGAGCCAGCGCUCAGUCCCCAGAAAAAGGUCAUCAAACCUCCAAUGCCCCCUACCAAAGAGGCCAAACCCUGUGUAACACCAGAGGAUAAACCUGAUACGGAUGAGGGCAUGGUGAAAAAGGUCCUGAAGCCACCUUUACCUCCUUCUAAAGAAGCCAAGCCCUGUCUUCCAUCUGUUGAAGAAGCUACAGUGGAUGUUAAACUUGAGAAGAUAUCUGAAAGGAGUCCUGAUGCCAAGGCCGGUCCCCCACCAACCCCUCCCAAUAAACCCAGCUCCAACAGUUCCAUGAGCAACAAUGCAGAGGCCUCACAAUCCAGACAAAACUCUCACCCCCCUAUCCCUCCAUCCAAAAAGAAGAAACCUUCCCAUCACCCUGUGGAGCCAGACCAGGAGGUUCAAGACACAACUAAUGAGAAAACUGGUAAAGAAGACAAUAACAAGGAUGUACAGGGAACAGCUGUCGAAACAGAUGAGGCAGAGCAGUUGAUUUCUAAAGAAGCUCUUCCUAGUGUCAGAGAUGAUCAGUCUGAGAGUCCAAGUGCAGCAGAGCAGGUUUCUGAAGAAGAGUCAGAGGAGACCAUAAACAGUGACAUAAACAAGUCAUCUGAUAAUGAACCACUAGCUUCCACAGAGACACUCAGAACGAGCCCUAGUCCUCCUCCAACCUGCAAAAAAGAGCCUGAGAUACUUACCAAGUGUGACAUGAAACACACAGACAAAGAAACUAUAACCGACCAGUGUCCUACAGAAAGAGAAGACCCUACUGCUUUGCUGCAAACAGACCUAGAUACCUCAGGCAGUUCUUCUCAAGCACAAGAGUCACUACCCAAGAGUGGAAUGCCCACAGUAGUAGUGACAGUAAAUGACCCAGUUACUGACAGCCUCAGCCUGAGUCCACUGCUUUCUAACAUGCAUGGGGAGAAGAGAAAGAUGGUGGAGGAGAAGUCCGUAGACAGUGGUCAGCACUCAGAUGAUGAGAGUGAAGGAUUUGGCAGUGAAGACACACUGGCAGCGUCUACUGCUGCAUUGAGAGGAAGCCAUGUUGGUCUGGAUGUGUUGGACGCCAGUGAAGAUGACAUCCAGAUUCCUGUUGAUUUAAGGCAAACACAGGCUGCAGCCAAGGCUCAGGUUAGAUCUAAGGUAUUUCCCUGUCAGCGGCCAGAGUCCACUCCUCCUCUCAAAUCCUCAAGCAAGGCCAGGUCAGCCUCCAGUGGAGAUCUGCUGUCUGAUACUUCAGCCUGUACUCAGCAGGAGAGACAGCAAAUCAAACCUGUGGCUGGAAAUAUUGGGGCUCCUGGUGAUGAUGUCAUGAAACUUGAGGCCGAAGUGGCUCUUGAGAUGGAAAAGACGAGCGGGCUCCUGAGCAGAGUGUCCCAGUCCCAGAGAGGAAGUGAAGAGGAGAGCUUGCCAGAGGAUCUGCUGACCGAGGCCAUGGAAAAGCUGAAGAGGGCUGACAUUGUUCUCAGGGAGGUCCAGAAGCUGAAACUUGCAAAACCUGCAAAUAACUCAAGCAACAGGAAGAGCUGGUGAAGGUCAGUCAUAGCAGAUUGACUUGGCAUUGAUCAUUUGCUAAAUCCUUCUCCUGAACAGUGAUUGUCCAAUAAUCGGUAGAGGUAAUUUGUAGGGUCGUACCUUUGUUCCUAAGAGCAAACAUUGAAGAAAUAGAUGAAACAACCCUAUUAGACUUUAAGUUGACAAUAGCAGCUGUGUCCUGCUCUUUGUGACAAUCCUGCCAGAACAGGACCUGGGACCUCCCUGAUUGGGACCAGCAUCUAUUUGAUAGUGCCUUGCAUUAUUAUCUCUCCUGUCCUUCGUUCAUUUCUUACUGAAAUUUCUCAAAAUAAAUCAUUUUGGCCUAUUUUGCAGCCAUUUUAAAUCUGACUUUUAAAGGAGCGAGAGGGAGCGGUCAGUGAUGCCAGAAACAUAAAUAAAACUGUGACUUUGGUGCAUGAAAUGCGAACUAAACUGGCAUGUGAUUCACUGUUUUUAGUGUCUAAAUAUUUUGGCCUAUGAUGUCUGUAAACCCUGCAACUAAGUGGCUGUUUGUGCUGUAAUAUGAUGAAAUGAGUAGCCUACAGUUGAUUUAAGAUGCUUGUGCGUAGGUGCAAAUCUGCAACGCUGUCCAUAGUGCUGAAAUGGAUCAAAGGUGAGUGAUCUGUCAGGCCACUUCAAUUCAAAAUCCCACCAUUGUGGCCACAAACACAGGGGAGACGAGCCAACGGGGAGGUGAAGGGACAGUUCGGAAGAUAGAAUAGAGUGAGAGAGAGUGUGCAAACUGUAAUGUUAAUCAGCUGUCACUUCACACCUCUCCCUGCUGAUUUUGGUUGAUUUGAACAGAACCAGCAAUUUCUCAGUCAUCUCAUGGAGCUAGAGAUAACCUCUUUACCUAACUGAUUAACAGGGUCAGCUAAGAAUGAGAAGCUGCUUUUGUCUUCCUCUGUCUGAAAUCAACAACUACAGGUUAAAAAAUCGUUCAGAAUUUUGAAGGGUAAAUUUGACAUAUUAUUAUGUUAUUAUAAUAUAUAUGUGUAUAUAGCAUAUGUGCUGUUACAGAAUGGAAAGCCUUACAGGUAGCAAUAUGUCUUCAGGGAUAAGGGUUUAGCAAAAUGGUCAAUUGAUGGAUGGCAGUCUGUUUUUUAAAGGUUAUGCAGCACAUGCAGCUUCUUGCUCAGAAUGAAGUAAGUGCAAUUUUAACUUUCUAUGCAGCUGAAAGGAAUGCUAAAAGUUCUACUGUGUAUUUUUUGUUGUAUAUUAAAUAUCAGAUAUUUUCAAGAAUAAUUUCUUGAAAGCUAACUCAAGAAUUAAUAUUAUUUUGACAAAGUACUGUCAGAACAGGCAAAAAGUACUAAAAGUCUUAAUUCCAGAUUACACAGCUAUUAUAAUAGUUUACUUUGUUGAUUCAAGAGGCUUUUUUCCUGUGAAACCUGUUUUUGCUUCAGUUUAGAUGAGGGAAAUUAUGCUGUGCAGACAUAAGUCUUUACCACAGCAUACGCAUGUACCAACAUGGCUCAGGAAUUCUCUGCAAAUAAUCUUGUAAAACUAAUCACAUAAUUAAAACAAAAUGAACACCUGCUACUUCACAUAGAUUGCAGUUCUGUAAUCAAUAUGUUUUUUUUAUACUGAUAUUGUACAUAUCACAAAACAAAGAUAAUGCAGCAGCCUGUUUAGCUCUCAAUAGCCCCUCUUGCAAUUUGUGCACGUCAGUGGUAACCUGAUGUACCAGAUGAUUUUUUAACACAGGACCAUUUCGGAAGUUAUUGGACAACUGGUGUUGUCCCUCAAUUGGGAACUGGAAUUGGACAGGCCAUUUAAAAGUUACCUUGCAGGUGAUUUGACGAACCAUCCAUGUUGAUCGAGGGCUAAUUUCAACCAAUCACAUUAACAGUGGGUGUACUCAACCAGAGACUUUUGGUGAGUAAAACUCUUGCCAAAACCAGUCAGGAGAGACGAAAUAUCUUUUUCAGCAAGGGACACCUCCAGUGCAAUCCAUUGCUCCUCCUCCAAUUAAGAAAUAUUCCCCAGUUCUGUCAUAACUGGUGCAUUACAGCAUCUCCACUAACAACUUUAGGAGACUCCAGUGUUGGAGGCUCUUGUGCAUCUUGUCUCUCCUGGUGUCUGGUUGUCACAAUGCCUGAUUGGUCCAGACAACUGUGGCUUGGCCACAAGUGUAUAGCCUGAAGCCUGGUCAGAUGGAUCCGUGAGAUCACACGAUAAACUGAUCACAACAUCCAGCUCCCUCACCAGUUACAUCAGCAAUGUUACUCUGAAUUGGAAUCAUGAACUCUGAAGAAUUUCAGAAUUGUCUAGUGCUUUGAUAAAGGAUAUAUUGGCAGUUUAAGACUAUUUUGUAUAUGCUGCGCCAUUGUAUGUAAGAUUGUUUUCUAACAUUGGAUCUAAUUUUCUACUUUUGUGAUAACAUUUUCUAAUUCCCAAAUAAACAAAUCAAAACUA
Acanthopagrus latus (yellowfin seabream) is the source of this 4897-nucleotide messenger RNA. It is a transcript of the gene plekho2, whose product is annotated as pleckstrin homology domain containing, family O member 2. Lineage: Eukaryota; Metazoa; Chordata; Actinopteri; Spariformes; Sparidae. Gene Ontology annotation, biological process: macrophage apoptotic process. The record is from RefSeq and is a predicted model, not a curated record. Bases 515 to 2476 code for a protein of 653 amino acids. The transcript is spliced from 7 exons.